UUGUCACGUGGCACCCCAGGCCACUGGUAGACCGCUAGGAAGUGGGUCGGCUCAGCAUUAGCGGCCAUGAAGGUUACAGUCUGCCUGCUGCUGCAGCAAUAAGGUCUGUCUGCCUGUACUGCAUUGUUGGAGUUGAUUUCACUGAAACUACAUAGGGAAAGCUUACCUGUCUGUCCCCCCCCCUCAUCUUCUCCCCUGAAAUUAUCCUCCUGUUCAUUAUCUCACCACCUGGAAGCUCUCGCAACAUGGCAGAGGCCCCAGCGUUCAUUGACGAUGGUCUGCCUGUCCAGUGGAAUAAUUCCAUUCGACCCAGAAGGAAGCUUGGAUGUUCAAAUAUCUUUUCGGGGGUCAACGUGCAUCAACUGCGCAGGCUGUUCAGAACAGCAGGAGACCGAGAUGCUAAGCAGCGGGCGAAGCUGGUGUGGCGUGGAGUGGAUGCAGAUAUAGAGGGAGCAGAGGAGAGGUGGGAGAGGGACGAGAGAGAGGACGAGGCAGGACUCGCAAGGGCCUUGGUGGGGCUCAGAGUCCGAACAAGGAAUAGAGCCGGCAUCAGAGUGGAAGGACACCGAGACCAAAAGCAGCCUAGAGCCUCAGGAUAUGUCAGGCCUGAGGAGCUGUUAUCAGACUGCUCUGUCGAGGAUGAAGAGACUGCCUUGGCGCCAAGUUCGGAAGAAUUCCUGUUGGAUGCUGAGAAAGAUAUCCCAGAAAACCAAAAUCCCUUCAAACCUUCCUCAUGGAGGUUGGGUUCGGCCAGGCAGGGCACUGCCCAAGACUCUAAGCGAUACCUUCACCGCAUCCUCCACAAAAAGCUGCCUGGAGUUUGAAAUGACACACACGGGUAGAAAAUGGGAUGGAGUUGUGAAUUAGGACUGAUUAUGUGUGAAAGUUCACAAUUUAUUGCUGACUUUAGACCCUUUCUGCUAACAUGUACUCUACAUAUUCGACCCCAGCACAAGCAGUCUGGUAAACCUCCUGUGGGAUUAGUCCAAUGCUUAUAGGUAAACCAAAUACAGGCAUGUUGGCUGCAGACAAGCACAAUCAAUAUUAUUAAAUCAGUUGGGAACUAGAAUAGCACUCAGAAGCAUGCAGACCAACUUCCCCAUUCAUUUCAAUCAAGCCCCACCGGAUUAACAUAACUAUAGUUCCCUAAAUAUGCUUUGUUUUUUCGCCAAGAUUCAUGAAAUUAGUGAAAACAUUAAAAAAAAACUCCCUCUAAUGCAAUGUUAAAGAAAGUGAUUACAAAUUCCUGGAUCGUUACCAAAAUGUUUUGGGUUCUAUCCUGAGCCGUAAGACAUCCUUAACAGUUUCAUUGUAAUCCCUACAGUAAUUUUUGAGUAAUCUUUAUGACUAUCAGACAAAUACCAGUUGAAGCACAACCACCUUGGUGAUGGUAGUGAACGCUGUUUGUCCCUUCCCUAAAAAAAAUUAUUAAGCAUGGCAUCUAAACCACCAACUCCAUGUGGAGUAAGGAUACCAUCAUUCUUUUAAACCCUGCAAUAACUGAUCUUGUUAGCCUGUUGGGGGAAACAGAACCAAGUGGUGUAACCAAGCUGACAUAAUACCAAGUUAAUAAGCCAACGUUUUUUAUUCUCUAUUGCAGCGGAAAGGGAACAACAUUAGCAUUCAGUUAGAGUCAGGUUUCUGUCCACCUGGCGAAUGGGAGACAAAUGCUCACUCUCUCUCCGCUGUUAGAUCUCCACAAACCCCUGAGGAAAUAUUUGUCUCUUUAGCUAAUGAAGGCUCCACUUUAUUCACCAGCCACGGUAUGUGUGCAUAUGCUAGUGUGUGUGUGUGUGUGUGUGUGUCUGCCAGCCAAUCUGUGCUGGCUUUGCCGGAGCUUUUUCCACUGAAAACCACUGCCUGCAGCGGCUGGAAACAGAGCUGAAGAGAGUUGUGAGAAAUAACCAAAAUAGUAAUGUAAAACCAAAACAAAUCAGCUAGAAGGAACAGCAGAGUCAGGUGAUAAUUCUCUGUGGAACCACCACAAACAGCUCCGAUCACAAACACCUUCUGUAGUCACUUGAUCCAUCUGUAAUAUAAUACCAUUGAUAAGAGCAGCUGUAAAAGGUGAUCGACUGUGAGAAUCAUUGAUAACAUGUCUAACAUUGUCUGCAGCUGUAAUGAUAAGCAGUAUACAAGAACAGUAAAGCCCUUUAAGUC
Pleuronectes platessa (European plaice) is the source of this 2160-nucleotide messenger RNA. It is a transcript of the gene avpi1, whose product is annotated as arginine vasopressin induced 1. The transcript is spliced from 3 exons. Lineage: Eukaryota; Metazoa; Chordata; Actinopteri; Pleuronectiformes; Pleuronectidae. Bases 246 to 824 code for a protein of 192 amino acids. The record is from RefSeq and is a predicted model, not a curated record.